AUGAGUGAAUCAAGUAAUAGUUGUUCAAGUGAUAGCGAUUAUAAGCCAUCGACUCAUUCUAAAUCCAUCCUAAUUCCUAUUCCAGCUACUCGUUCUCUUCGUUCAAAGUCAAAAGUAUCUCGACGUAGUACUAGUGUACCGAGAGAUUUAGAUAAUAGUAAAGAUAUUUUGAAUAAAUCUAUUCGUGCUAUAGGUAGUACGGACAGCCUUCUAAACCAUUCCAAUUCUUUAUUAGACGAAUUAUUAAGUUCAAACACUCAAACAAAUUCUAUUCAGACUUCUAUUAAAUGCAACUCCUAUAAUCCUAUUACUCCUACAUCGACUACCAAUUCUAACACGUUCAUGUCUAUUUCUAUGUCUGCGUCUACUUCUACGUCCACGUCUAUUUCUACAUCUGCGUCCAUUUCAACGUCCACAUCAACUUCUACUUCAACGUCCACUUCUACGUCAGCGUCCACUUCUACAUCAGCGUCAACUUCUACGUCAACAUUAAAUUGUGCAACAGCACCACCUUCCACUUCGACUAUCGUUUCUACAUCCACAACACCAACUACGUGUUGGUAUACGUUAGCGACAAAUUACACCCCAGAAGUCAAAACAGCAGGUACAAGUCAAACUCUCACGAAGGUAAACCUAACGAACGCCUUGCACGAUUCAGAAACCAAGUGGGGACCUGAAAAAAUAAAAGCUAGUGUUUACCCACCUACUAACUUGCUACUCCAUCAAGACUAUUUGUCUUUAAUGGCAGAAGAAGACAAUAUGCCCUGUGGUAGUAAAACAAACGAGUCAAAUAGCAAUAGAAUGAAGAAAGCAGAAGAGGUGAAAAUACCAAUGAGUGAAGUAAAAGUGCUCAUUGAUCAAUAUAUGGAACAAUACUUUCAAAAUAAUUCUAACUCUUUCAACGCCAAUCUACAUCAUCCACCUCCUUCAAACACGCAAAUAGGGUUACAAGACGCUAUAAGGUUGCUUCCUAAUUCUUUUGAUGGAAGAGAUGUGGAGCAAUUGGAAAUCUUUUUGGAAAAAUGUGAAUUUGCAGUAGAAUGUGUAGUACCGGUGGCCAUUCCACGGCUACUACGAGCAAUUCAAACUCGACUGUCUGGUAAAGCAAGGCAGGUCACAAAAUACAAAAGCUUUGAAUCAUGGGAUGAUCUUAGAGAUACUUUGAAAUCGAAUUUAGAGCCUCAGAGAACAACCCCACACCUUUAUUUGGAGCUAUAUGCUACAAAGCAAUUGCCAAAUGAGGACAUACUAUCAUAUUCAAUGAAAAUUGAAAAGCUACAAAAUCAAAUAAUCGAACAGGAGACGUCAGACAAACAUCCAGAGGUAGCCAAAGCGAUAGAACAAACGAUUAAUAACCAAGUAAUCCAAGUGUUUAUGGAAGGACUCGGAAACUUGAAAGACUUUAUAAAAGCACGGAAUCCUUCAACUCUUGAAAAAGCUAUUCAAGCAGCCAAAGAAGAAGAAAGGAUAAGACUUUCAAAUAUAGGAGCAAAACAAUAUUUGAAAGAUAGACCACUAAAAAAUUCUAAUUCACAAUAUUCUACAUCACAAAAUUCUACUUCCAGCACAAGCUANAUCACAAAAUUCUACUUCCAGUACAAGCUGUCAUUUAUGUGGUCAAAAGGGACAUUUUGCUAA
This is a messenger RNA of Daktulosphaira vitifoliae (grape phylloxera), 1638 nucleotides long. Its product is annotated as serine-rich adhesin for platelets-like. The transcript has a single exon. Bases 1 to 1638 code for a protein of 545 amino acids. The record is from RefSeq and is a predicted model, not a curated record. NCBI's taxonomy places the organism in Eukaryota, Metazoa, Arthropoda, Insecta, Hemiptera, Phylloxeridae.